CUGGCUCAUUCUGACCAUAUCAUCGUGGACUGUCAGUCUUCUCUCCACUUGUGAUCCAAAAGUUACUACAGAGUUCCGAAAAUGGCCAACAAGGUCUCCAAUUUCUCGGAUCUGAUCCAACGUGUCACUGCUUCUUGCUUGCUCAACCCACUUUCCUCCACCCGCAUUGACGCCCCCCUCUCCAAUGAAUCUGAAGAUGACAAUUACACUACCCAAGACGAAGAAGAAGAAGAACAGGACACACCUUAUGUAGAAAAAUUCCAAAAUCUUGAGUUAAAAAAGGAUGAGCCAAGAACUGAGAAAGUAAUUGAAAUGGAAAUGCUCUUAGGUGAAGUGUUCGACUCUGUGUCGGCAAUGAAGAAGGCUUACGUUAGUCUACAGGAGGCUCAUUGUCCUUGGGAUCAAGACAGAAUGCGCGUAGCAGACGUGGCUGUGAUAUCUGAACUGAAAAGGCUUGGUGUGUUGAGGGAAAGAUACCGGCGAAAUGCAAGCACUGGAAGAGGAGAAUGGAGAGUCGGCGCAGCGACUCUGAGAGAAGUGGUGGCUCCGUAUGAAUCAGCAGUCGACGAAUUGAGGCAACAAGUGAAAGCAAAAGAAAAUGAGAUCAAUCAUUUGAAAGAAAAGUUAAAAACCGCCACGUCGCUUAAUAGUAAUGGGAAAAAAAGCAAGUCGAAACGAAAAGCUACUUGCACCAGUCAACCUACUCCAGUUAAUAUGUCGCCAGCACCUGACUUGUUUGAAACUACAGUGGGAUUAGUAAAAGAAGCUUCGAAAUCCUUUACGAGUAUGCUCCUCUCUUUAAUGCGGUCUGCCCACUGGGACAUUGCGGCUGCAGUUAGAUCCAUUGAAGCUGCUUCAUCCAACACCACUACACCUACAGCAGAUUCAAUUGUGGGACCCAACCACGCGAAAUACGCACUGGAAUCUUAUGUGAACCGCAAAAUGUUCCAAGGAUUCGAUCACGAGACGUUCUACAUGGAUGGAACCUUGUCAUCACUGCUCAACCCAGAGCAGCAUCGUCGUGAGUGUUUUACACAGUACAGGGACAUGAAAGCAAUGGAUCCAAUGGAACUUCUUGGAAUUCUUCCAACUUGUAGUUUUGGGAACUUCUGUUUCAAGAAGUAUUUAGCCAUUGUGCACCCCAAAAUGGAGGAGUCGCUGUUUGGUGAUUUGGAGCAGAGACGUCAGGUACUAGCUGGGAACCAUCCAAGGAGUCAGUUUUAUGGGGAGUUUCUUGGACUAGCAAAGGCUGUUUGGCUGCUGCAUUUGCUGGCCUUUUCUUUGGAUCCUCCGCCAAGUCAUUUUGAGGCGAGCAAUGGAUCGGAGUUUCACCCAAAGUAUAUGGAAAGUGUGGUGAAGUAUUCCAUUUCCAUGGGGAUAGGAGGGAGAAUGGGUCUAGUUGUCGGGUUUCCUGUUAGUCCCGGGUUUAAGCUUGGAAAUGGAUCUGUUGUUAAGGCUAGAGUUUAUUUAGUUCCCAAAAAUGGGUUUUAAGUUUUUGAGAUGGACAUAAGUUAGUCCAUGCACUACUUGCCUUGUCUAUGUUUUAGUAGUACUAGUUGGUGUCAAAAUAAAAGAGAUACAUUUGGCUUGGGGAUCGUUUCUGUGCAAAAACAAUGAUGGAAAUGAUUCGGUGAGCUUCAAUAGGUUAGUAUAGUUCUUGCUCCGGUAGACUUAAAAAUGUAAUCUUUGCUCGCCUUUGAGAAAUGAAUGUAUCACUUAAAAGGGGUGUCUUCGAACCUUAAAUUCCUUUGUUA
Messenger RNA from Lycium ferocissimum, 1754 nucleotides. Its product is annotated as protein GRAVITROPIC IN THE LIGHT 1. Lineage: Eukaryota; Viridiplantae; Streptophyta; Magnoliopsida; Solanales; Solanaceae. The transcript has a single exon. Gene Ontology annotation, biological process: negative gravitropism; response to red or far red light. The coding region runs from base 82 to 1491 and encodes 469 amino acids. The record is from RefSeq and is a predicted model, not a curated record.